Leishmania braziliensis MHOM/BR/75/M2904 is the source of this 1014-nucleotide messenger RNA. Its product is annotated as acyltransferase-like protein, copy 1. Bases 1 to 1014 code for a protein of 337 amino acids. Gene Ontology annotation, cellular component: endoplasmic reticulum. Lineage: Eukaryota; Euglenozoa; Kinetoplastea; Trypanosomatida; Trypanosomatidae. Gene Ontology annotation, molecular function: 1-acylglycerol-3-phosphate O-acyltransferase activity. The transcript has a single exon. The record is from RefSeq and is a predicted model, not a curated record. Gene Ontology annotation, biological process: phosphatidic acid biosynthetic process.
AUGAUGAUCAGCAACUCCACCCUCGUCCUGUGGACUGCCUUCGCAAUCUGGUACGUACUACUUGCUCGGCGCUUUGUGCCUGUCAAGCUCAUGCGUGUAUGGUUUCUGUUGGUUAACCUUUUCACGAUUCUGCCAGUGUCAGCGGUGACGAAGGUUAUUGCGCAGCUGGGACGCCUCGGUGUGCCAACACACCACGUGCAGCGUCUGUGCAUCAUACCGCUGGUUUUAGCCUUCCGCACGGUGUCGUGGCUUAACCCGCAGAUCCGCAUGCGCCUCCGCUUUCACUGUGAUGAGAAGUGCAGGCAACUAUCGUGGAGGGACAUUCCCCUGCAUAACUGCGCGUACGUCGGCAACCACACCUCCUUCUGGGACGUCUACGCCUUCAUUGUACUGACACCGCUGAGGCACAUCCUCAACACGCGCACACUGAUGAAGUCGUCGCUGCGCAAAAUCCCGAUCUUCGGUGGCAUCUUCGACCGUGUCGGGCACUUUCCAGUGCACUUCAAGUCGGACUCGGCCUGUAGCUUUGAGGUGGACAAGGAGCGGCAAGCGCAGGUGCAGCAGGCGAUCGACGCCCACCUGCGCCUCGGCGGCAGCCUCGCAGUGUUCCCUGAAGGCGCCAUCAACAAACACCCGCAGGUGCUGCUGACGUUCCGCUACGGCACCUUCGCCACCAUCAUCAAGCAUCGCAUGGAAGUCUACUACAUGGUCUCUGUUGGCAGCGAGAAGACGUGGCCGUUGGGGAUGCUUUAUGGUGGGCUACCGGCAGACAUCUACAUCCGCAUUGGUGCCUACCCGAUCGACUACGACAGAGACUCCAGCAAAAGCCUCGCGGUGGGGCUGCAGAAGCGCAUGCAGGAGGUGCGGGACGAGAUCGCAGCGGAGGUGGCCGCCGCGGAGGAGGCGGAGCGGCGGCGCAGGGGUCUGGUGUCGGAGGCGAAGGAGACGAUCAUACGGAGCGUUAAGCCGCUCCGCGCUCCUCGUGAAGCCCAUGCGGCAACCUUGACGGCAUAA